Molecule: messenger RNA, 2208 nt
Organism: Linepithema humile (Argentine ant)
Lineage: Eukaryota; Metazoa; Arthropoda; Insecta; Hymenoptera; Formicidae
Product: probable ATP-dependent RNA helicase DDX55 homolog
Cellular component (GO): nucleolus
Molecular function (GO): nucleic acid binding; ATP binding
Source: RefSeq, a predicted model, not a curated record
GGGAAAGAGAUAAAUUCUGAACAAGUGUAGCCAGUUCAGCUGUAAAGAACAGACCUACUAACUUCAGUCUCUUUGAUUCAAGCACGUGUAAUUUUACUCGAUAUUCCAACCACUAAGUAAGGAUUAUUAUAAACAAUUUAAGAUAAAAAUUUACAAUGAAAACACAAAAAUGGGAAGAAUUAGAUGUGCGGUUAAGUGAUCCUGUUUUAAAAACACUUAAACAGUUGAAAUAUUUCAAUAUGACACCAGUUCAGGCAGCUUGUAUACCAUUAUUAUUAAAUGGUAAAGAUGUUGCAGCAGAAGCAGUCACAGGUAGCGGAAAGACACUUGCUUUUCUCAUUCCAUUGUUGGAAAUAUUACAGAGGCGGUCAGAAAAAUGGAAGACUAUGGAAAUAGGAGCGAUAAUAAUUAGUCCAACAAGAGAACUAGCUUCACAGAUUAGCAAAAUUUUGGAUACAUUCUUGGAAAAUAUUCCAUCAUUGAAGCAAGUAUUGCUGGUUGGAGGAGGACCACGUGAAAGAGAUGUGGAGAAAUUGAAGAGAGGAGUAAAUAUUAUUGUCUCUACACCUGGUAGAUUGGAAGACAUCUUCUCAAAUUGUAGUUCUAUAAAUUUAGGUUUUUGUGUAAAAUCUUUGGAGUUUCUUGUAUUAGACGAAGCAGAUAGAUUAUUAGACUUCGGUUUUUCUGGAACUUUAGACAUCAUUUUGAGCUAUUUGCCGCGUCUUAGAAGGACAGGACUAUUUUCUGCAACACAGACAAAAAAACUGCGGGAAUUGAUUCGAGCAGGAUUGAGAAAUCCAGCACUGAUCAUUGUAAAAGAGAAGUCUAACGUCUCGACGCCUAUAAAUUUGAACAAUAGCUACACAAUCGCUCAGCCUGACAAUAAGUUAUCAGUAUUGAUAAAUUUUAUACGUUUAGUGGGAUUUGAAAUGAAAUAUAUGAUAUUUUUUUCUACAUGUGCGUGUGUGGAUUACUUCAGUCGAGUUAUAAAAAUAUUAUUGCCGUCUAUAAACAUAUUUGCCUUACAUGGUAAAAUGAAGAACGAAAGAUAUAAAGUGUUUGAGCCAUUUCGACGUGCCCAAAGUGGUAUUUUAAUCUGUACAGACGUAAUGGCUCGUGGAAUCGAUAUACCAGAGGUAGACUGGGUGUUACAAUAUGACCCUCCUUCCACCGCCAGUAGUUUUGUCCAUAGAUGCGGUAGAACCGCGCGGAUUGGAAAUGAAGGAAAUGCAUUGUUAUUUCUUUUAGAAACAGAAGAUGCAUAUGUAGACUUUAUUAAAAGAAAUCAGAAGGUAGAAUUGCAAAAAACAGAAACAAAACUGGACGAGGACACCGUGAAAGAAUGUUUGCAGCAAAUGAGGCAGCUGCAGCUAAAGGACCGACUUAUAUUCGACAUAGCAAAUCGCGCAUUUGUUUCAUACAUACAAGCAUAUAACAAACACGAAUGUAAUUUAAUUCUUCGAUUAAAAGACAUUGAUUUGGGAAAGCUGGCAAUGGGCUUUGGGUUGUUGAAAAUGCCAAAAAUGCCUGAGCUCAAAGGAAAGGACGUGUCGUUCUUCGUCGGCCCUGACAUUGAUGUGAACACGAUAUCUUACGUAAACCAGCAACGCGAGCUGCGUAGAAUGGAAAAAUUGACGAAAUAUCAAAACACCGGCGUUUGGCCGGUUAAUCUGAAACGUAAACAGAAGCAAACCGAAUCCUGGUCGGAAAGCAAAAAAAGAAAACUUGAGAAGCAGGAGAAACGAGGUAAACGGAAGGAAAAGAGGAAAUUAAAGCAACAGUUUACAACAACAGUUUCGGUUAAAAAGAAGAAGAAACGAAUAAGCGAGGAAGAUUUUGAGGAAUUAGCAAAAGAUAUAGCUUUAAUUAAAAAAUUUAAGAAAAAAAAGAUUUCACAAGAGGUAUUUGACGCAGCUUUUGGAGUCUAAAAAUAUUAGUCAAGUAUCACACGAGACACUUUCGAGACGUCUAAUUAAUUUUAUUAAACUACAAUAACAAUACAAUAAAACGUUCGCAAACUUCGUAUGGCGAACACAACAUACAAUCAAACGCCUGUGUAAGGCCCAAUGCUGUUUAUCCCCUCUUCAUUCGGCCUCUGAAGGCGCCCCCUCUUCGUAGCAGUUCAUUGGCCGUCAAAUGGUAGAACAGCUUCGAAGGAGGAAUUGCAAUCUUUCGUACCAGGACAUAGGUAAAUAUGUACAGUUGAAA